UCAUGGUUCAUGUUUGUGGGGUAACCGAAGACUGUGUGAAUUUCAUUUAAUUGUAGUUCUACUUCUGUUUCCCUGGCCUGGAUUUGCGUUUUAAAAUGGAGGCAAUCACCGGAGGAGCCGUUCGUGGGACAUUUAUUUGUGAACUGUGUGGCUUGACAACGCCGUUCUCAUACUUCGGUCAAAAACCUCCAAACACUAGAGCCAUAGUGCUGUUGGAAGAAUCAUUUGUGUUAAAGGAUCCUUUCAGCCCCGACAGAGAAAAAUUCAUCGUCUUGGGCUCUUGUUGCACUGUGUGCCAGAAACCUGUUUGCGUUGGAACGGAAUGCAGUCUGUUCUACACUAAACGAUUUUGUCUGCCUUGUGUGAGGGAACACCUGGACCAGUUUCCCCAACAGAUUCAAACAGAACUGGCGAAAAAGAAACCACCAUCACACACAGACUCGGCCAAGCGGUGAUGAAUGAUGACCCACCACCACCACCCUACCCAAAGGUCGCAGGAUAUGAGCAAGCUGCAUGCCCGGAAUAGUGAUCGCUCUACUCUGCAUCAGGAAGGCUCUUGAUGUGCCCAGUGCACACAACCAUCAUAUGGCACUGGACGUGGGCCAUCUGUACAUUCAGCUGCACUCAAGGACUCAUGACGUCGCUGUUGGCAUGGAGGUCAUCUUCCAACUUGACCACUGAAGAAGAGAGGUGACUUCUACAAGAACCGUAACUUAUCAAAUGGGACAACUCUGGGAAGUGUAUGGGGACCUUUUCUUUUGAUGAAAGCACGGAAAUCUUUGGGUGCCUUUUGUGGGAGGCUUUUCAAAAUUAUUAUGCUUCCAAGCUGUUGCUUUCACAUAAUGCAACCUUGUUGGUGUAACUUUUAUCUGGAAUAUGUCCUUAUAAUUAAUGAAAUUCGGACUGGAAUCUGAAUUUGGGUUGCAAAAUACUAUUUCUGCCAUUUCAGUGAAAUGAAUGAUGCACAAUUGGACUUCAACACAUUAUUGUAGAGAUAUUGAAUGUCUUUUUCAAACACUUGUAAGGAUACACUGUAUGUAUACUUUAUGUCACAUUAUAAUGAUAAGCGAAUUAGGCAGAGGAACCUAAGUACAUUUGUUGAAAGACAAGUCUGGUCCUGCUCAGUCCAAGUCAAUAAUAAUAUGGUUGAUUUGAGGAUUUUUGUUUUUGUGUAGGCCUAAGAUUCUGACGAAGGUCUUGGGAAUCGAGAUGUUUUUGUAAGUUAUAAAAUGCAUACUAAUGCGUGCAACCCUU
Molecule: messenger RNA, 1254 nt
Organism: Engraulis encrasicolus (European anchovy)
Lineage: Eukaryota; Metazoa; Chordata; Actinopteri; Clupeiformes; Engraulidae
Gene: cdpf1
Product: cysteine rich DPF motif domain containing 1
Exons: 4
Coding region: 96-455 (119 amino acids)
Source: RefSeq, a predicted model, not a curated record